Messenger RNA from Aspergillus neoniger CBS 115656, 1421 nucleotides. Its product is annotated as NADPH dehydrogenase. The record is from RefSeq and is a predicted model, not a curated record. The coding region runs from base 24 to 1112 and encodes 362 amino acids. The transcript has a single exon. Gene Ontology annotation, molecular function: NADPH dehydrogenase activity; FMN binding. Lineage: Eukaryota; Fungi; Ascomycota; Eurotiomycetes; Eurotiales; Aspergillaceae.
AAAUCGGGCGCCAGCACAGCAAUAUGACGACCUCUCCACUAUUCAGUCCUCUCAACAUUGGACAAUGUCAGCUUCAACACCGCAUUGUCAUGGCACCCAUGACACGAUUUCGCACGGACUCAGACCACGGACCUCUGCCAAUCGCCAAGGAAUACUACAGCCAGCGAUCACACACACCAGGCACGUUAAUAAUCACCAAAGGCACAGCCGUAUCGGAGAAGCUCGUGGGACUUCCCCAAUGGGCAGGAUGUUGGAGCAAAAGCCAGCUGCAGAAAUGGCAAGCCAUCACUGAAGAAGUUCACAGCAAGGGUUGCUAUAUCUUUCUGCAGCUUUGCUGUGCAGGUCGCACGGCAGACAGGGGAUUUCCCAAGCUCUCAUCUGGCAAUAUCCCCCUCGAGGCUGAAGCCAGUGCCAUAGAGACUGAAGAUGAUGACAGACCACCGGAGCCGAUGAGCGAGCAGGAAAUUCAUGACGCCAUACGCGACCACGCCACUGCUGCCCGCAAUGCCAUAGCCGCCGGCUUCGAUGGCGUGGAGCUUCACGGUGCUAAUGGCUACCUCAUCGAUCAGUUCAUCCAAAAAUCUUGCAAUAAUAGGACGGAUAAAUGGGGUGGCUCGGUUGAGAAUCGCUCGCGCUUUGCACUCGAAGUCACUGCCGCGGUUGUUGAUGCUGUUGGUGGUGAUCGUGUUGGCUUCCGCAUCAGUCCUCGGAGCACAUACCACUCUAUCGAGCCUCGGAAUCCGGAGUCUCAGUUCACUCAUCUGGUUACUGAGUUGCGGAAGUUGGACCUGGCUUACCUACACGUCAUUACGUCUCGUGUGGACAAUUGGUACGAUGUGGACCGCGUAAAGCCUCUGGAUUUUGUCUUUGAUAGCUGGCGAACAGACAUACCUGUCAUCAUCACUUGGGGGUAUGAUGGCGAGUCUGCAAAGCGCGCUGUUGAGGAGUAUAAGGACUUCAAGCUCGCCGUUGGAUUCGGUCGGUCGUUCGCUUCAACGCCUGAUCUUGUGGCUUGCAUUAAAAAGGGUAUCGCACCAAACCCUUUCAAUGGCGACCUGGCCUAUACUCCCGGUACCCCAAAAGGGUACAUCGACUAUCCUUUCCUAUCCUAAGUUUCGAUUCCAAGGCGCUAUGCCCUUGAGCCAGCAUUCUACAUACAUUUUCUUCAGAUCAUGAUGCAUCUCCCCGUCCGUCCUCAACCUCUGUAGCUCCCUCAUCAUCAGUGCCUUCUAUAUCGAUCCAGGCAUGCUCGUAUAUAGGCCUUUCGCUGCCAGGGUACCCUGUCGAUCAUAACCAUCCGAAUAUCCCACGUGUAGCUUCUUCGGAAUGUGCCUGUGAGAAGAAAUCAUACGUAUAAUGGUCGCGCACGGGAAGGUUCCUUUCAUGAGCGGGAUGUCCUGCUUUGUAUGGCAGUUGGUAAG